AUAAUAUCAAAUGUACAAAGUCGAAAAUGGAGGGUGGCAAGAAGCGGAGGUCCCGUCAACUGCUGAAGACAGUACAGAUGAAAAUAUCUGUGCUAGAAAAACAAAAAGAGGACAUUGUUGAUAUCAUCAAUGAUUUCACCGAUGAGGUGAUUUCCAAAGCACGAAGUUUUACCCAAGAUGGAGAUGACGUCCUUCAAAGUCCAGAUUCUUACCAUGACCUUGUGAGAAGAUUAGAUGUGACCUCAGAAAUAUUGUCAAAAAUUGCCAUCAGUCUAGAUGACAUAAUAGAUGAAGAGGUUGGUGACAAAGAUAGAGAUGUGGGACUUCUUGAAAGUAUUCCUACAAGCAAAAGUGAGACACCAAAGCAGCCAGAGGCUGAAAUGUGCAUGACUAAAGACCUGAGCAAGAAAGUGAAUGUAAGCACUACAGUUCCCAAACAGCAUGAUGGCUCAAUAUUCAUUGACCACGAUUCAGCACUUCAUACAGUUCCUACGUCAGAUAGGACUUUGCCACUGGCGACAGAUAUUGUAGGAAAAGCGUCAAGCGAUGUAGUUAACCCAAGGGCAGCUAAUAUCAAUGCAUCAGAAACAGAAGAAAACACAGAUGGAAACCACUGUCCCCCUUUUUUAUCAUCAAACUUUCAAACAUCGGUCGUGACUCGUCAUGUUCUGGAGCCGGCCUUACCCAGUGUUCAUUCACCUGCCCCUUUAGACUCUGACUGUGGACUAGAUCUUCAUGAAACAUUACCGUGUAGUAGUCAAAGCGCCAUGCUGAACUUAAUGACUACACCUCAUACUGCUGAAAAUUAUGAUUGUCACAUAGCGAACCAGACAGCUCAAAAUCUCACUGGCUGUCCUGUUUCGUUUGGUAGCUCACUGUAUCACCAGCGGCCAGUUGUGGUGCCUUCACCUCCAUUUCCACCUAAUUUUAAUCCAGCUCAAAUGUGGGGAGCACGUGGACACAGCAUAGGCCCACACCCUCUUCCAGCCAGAUCCAGUGCCAAAGAUACUAUGUGGAUGAGCAGUGGUUCGAAUCCCAUAAUGGCUAUGCAGCAUCUUUCAGCUGAUAUGUAUCCAACUUUCAUGCCUGCACAUGCGUCUACUGCAUCUGAUUCAGCAAUGAUGCCAAGCCCCUUCAUGGGUACACCUCUUCAGUAUAACUCAAUCCGGCGGCCUAUCAUUGCUGCAUUUCCAGACAGAGGUGACCACUUUCGGGAAACAGACUUCACAUCACACGAAGCCAUCGGAAUGGCUCAAAAAGCUGUAGAGGUCACAGGUCUUGAACCAUUUCAGGAAUCCUGUACCGUUCCCUUUCCAGGACAGGUAGACUCGCCAUCAGUGAACUCUGCAGUAUCAGUCAGUGUAACGACAUCUUCUCGUGUAUUUCCAAGUUUGGCUCCUGCUAGUUCAUCGUUUCUUCCGGUAACAACCUCUUUUGGUUCAUCUCUCAUCAGCAGUGCAUCAGAAAGCUCCCCACAGUCACCAUCAACAUCAGUAAAUAUUGAGGAGCAGCAUCAUUCUCAAUUGCAUACAUCCUCUCAAGUACCUGAUGAGCACUUGAGCAAUGAGGUCAUUGGAACUGAUGGCAUUUUUAGUCAAGGCCAAGCUCUUCCAUCGUCAUCACUUUCCAGUCUUCGUCCUCAAAGAAAAGGGGCUCCUUUGAGGCAGCAGAGAUCUGAAAAGUUGUUUACGUCAACUUCUAGUCAGGGAUCAGCUCCUCCUUAUUUAAUGACGAUGUCUGUUAGUCCUGUGGCAACUGAUGGAAAAAGUAAAAAUCCAGAGGGUUCCCAGGAAAAGGUGGACAUGUUGGGAUGCUUGCCAUCUUCACAGCAAACCAAAAAGCUACAGCCUCUGAAAACGGCGCGUCUCCCAUUUGCUCACCACCCAAAAGGUGCCAGUCAAGCUUUUCAAGGCCCCAUGGUGAAAGAUCUGGACAAGCUUUUCUCAAAGGUCAAAGACAGCAUUGCACAGUCUGGCAAACAGUCAAAGACUGCAAACUCGAUUUCUGGUGGUGUGAGUAGUAAUGAUAAGCCAACUACAAAAGCUUCUCCAGAGUCAUCAGCCAAGCAAAAGUCUCCUAGAAAAGGUCCUACAAUUUCUCCGGCCAAGUGGGUGAAGGAUGAGAUCCUGGCUGCUACAGUCACUCGUGUGGAGGAUCCAUGGGCUUUUUAUGUUAAGUCUCAUGGUGAGGAGAAGGAUAUUAACAAGAAAAUCAGAGUUGCAGAGAAUGAGGGUCUGGAGAAGAAAAAUUCUCCUGAAGUCGGUGAUUUUUGCUUGGCGAGAUUCUCAGACGGCUUGCUGCACAGGGCACAAAUUCUUGCCCUGAAAGAUGGUGGCAGUCUGUUGAAGGUGAUCUUUGUAGACUACGGCAACACAUCCACAGUGGACGUCCAGCAGGUGUUCGAGCUGCCCCGGGUGCUGACAAAACCCGCAUGUCUGGCGGCAUGCUGUGCUCUUAAUGGAGUUCGCCCUGAAAACCCAGAAAAUCUAUGGACCCAGGAAGCCAUAUUAGCUUUCGAAGAGCUGUGCUCGAACACAGAGGUGGUUCUACGCGUGUUAAGGCCUGCUGAUAAUGAGAACUCCCAGGACAAACUUCCUUACAUUGUAGACAUUGUUGUGAAAAUGCCAGUCACUAAAAAGUCCAGAAGCAAGACCCAGUGUAAGGCCAAGAACAUCAGCUCAAUACUUGUUGACAAAAACUAUGCUGUAGCUCUGUCAUUUGAUGACCUUGUGGAGAUAUUGACCAAGGUCAAUGCUGGAGGAAACGAAUUAUCCCCGUUACAGCAGCAAGAUUUGGCUCAGCUGGCGUCUUCCACAGAUAUUUUUCUAGCCACGAAGCGACCCAAAUCACCAGCCAGCAGUGUUCACUCAGGUUCUCAUAGCAAGUUUCCAACUCCUGCUUGUUUUCUCCAAUCUUCCAGCAAAAAUCUGAAACAGGCUUCCAAAAAGUCACAAUCGUCUUCAUCGUCCUCAUCAUCUAUGUCAAGUAUUUCAACACCACAUUCCAGACUGGAAGAAAGAGACAUGCCUGAACAACCAGAGAUACAACCAGAAAAGGCAGUUGGCAGGACCGAAAAUUCAGCUCCUAAAAAAACUUCCCUCGAUCACUUGGUUGAUGAAAAACUGCGAUGUUUGAAGAAGAGCCUUACCCGUACUUUGGAAUCACCCGAAGGGGACAGUGAUUCGGAUUUGGACUCUGAAUCUGAGCUGACUUUUGAGUCAAGUGGAACUCUUAAAUCUAUUUCUGUGGAUAACGGUUUAGAAGUGGAAUUUCAAGUGAUGAUGAGUAAAGUUAUCUCACCUUCCAGUUUUUUCGUUCAUUUGGUCACAGAAGAAUCAGGACACCAAUUUGACCAGCUAACCCAGGGAUUAAAUAAAAUAUUUGAGGCUUAUUCAAGUAAAGCACUGCUGAAUCUUUCCAUGCAGUUUGUCCUGAAAAAGAACAAGUUGUGUUGUGCAAUAUUCUCAGGAGACAUUGGCUACUAUCGAGGCCUGGUUUUGGAUGUACGGAAACGUCGUGCUGACUCUUCCUUGCUUUGGGCUCACAAUGUGGAAACAGAAGAGAUCCUGGUCUUCUUCAUUGAUUAUGGUGACUCAGAGUGGGUGGCUCGGUCUCGAGUGUAUCGCUUGCCCACACAGUUCAAGCAGAUUCCUCCUAUGGUUCUGUGGUGUUCCCUUGUCUAUGUCAGCCCACCUCAGACAAGCAGCAGAGGUAACCACGCAGUAGUCAAUGGCGGUGAUGCCCAGCAGGAUGUCAUUCCAGUGCCCAAAUGGUGUGCUAAGACGGUGCGCAUGUUCAAGGCCAAGGUGUCAGGGGACAAGACUCUGUGUGCUGUUGUCUCACAGGAGGAACUCUUACGAGUCAAUGACUCUCAGAGUUUCCAGCUUCAGCCAUUGCCAGUCUACCUUCUAAACAAAAACGGCAAGGAGGAAAUUUGCUUAAAUCAUGAGCUCAUACAGUUGGGCCUUGCAGAGGUGAAAACUGAUGCUAAAGAGCCAGUGGAAAACACUGAGCUGCAGGAUUGGGACCCCAUGGCUGACGACUUUAGCUCCAUCCGUAACAGCUACAAAGUGGACAUCACUGACCCUGGGGUGGCCCUAGUUGGAGUUGGAGCGGGACAGGUCGGGCGCGAUGGCCGACGCGUGUGUGUGUUCUACAACCGGGCCAGGGGCUGCUAUAGGGGGCAGAGGUGUCCCAACCUACACAUUAGAGUGGAUGAAGACGAGAAUUCUACCGAAUCAGUGACCGUUACGACGGUGACCUCACAUUGUUGGCCAGGGGUCAGGCCAUGGCUGCUAGGGUUCAUGGGCUGUGGCACAGGGUCAAAGUCAUUGAUGCAGACGUAGAGAAUGGCACCGUACAGGUGCUAUGUGUGGACUUUGGCAACAUAGAGAUGGUGCCUGAGGUGGAACUGAGAGAGCUGGACUUGAGGUUCAUCCAUCUGACCCUGCAGGCUGUCGAGUGUUCCCUGGAUGGGCUCGAGCCUGUGGACAGCACUGGUCGGUGGCCGAAAUCUGUCUGUGAGGAGUUUGCCCAGUCGUGUGUGGACAAAAUUCUCGUGGCUCAUGUCAAGCACAGGUUCCUGUCAGACCGUCUCAGUGUGGAGCUGUAUGACAGUUCAGGGGAAGAAGCACAAGAAAGUCUUAACAAACAGUUGAUGAACAAGCAGAUGGCACAAGAGGGGCAAAAGAAAUCUCAAUUACACCCAGAGACAAAUGGUGGGGAGGGCUGUGAGCUGGAGGAGGAGGAGGAUGUGCUCCCUUACCAGCCGGUCUAAGCCAGUAGCGACCUCUCCGACUUGCACACAGACAUGCAUACUCACACGAAUGCUCACAAACAUACUUGCUCGUUUAUCACACACACACACACACACACACACACACACACACAACCACACAUACAUUUUCUAUCUCAAAUGAAAACAUUAGUGCCAAAACCUACCAAGACAAAACAAAAUGGAAAUGUACUUAAGUUCAUGAUCUGUGAUUUGGGGGUGGGGGGCACAAUUGUUCUUUCUCAUUAAAGAGUUGUAAAUGUAAAAGUCUCUUCGUCGUAUUGACGGGGAAAAAAAGUUGUCUCUCCUGAAGUGAUUGCUCCAGAGGAUGAGGCUGGCGGUUUUGCCGAGCUCUUUUUCUCUGUUUGCCUUAUUGAUUCAUUAGCAAGUUUUUGAUGGAAAAAAAAUUUAAUUUAACAGAAGGUUGGUUAAACUGUUAAAACAUUUUUUUACCUUAAACUCAGGGCCCAUGGCCUUUUAUAUCUACUCUAGUUUGCCUUUUUUCGCCACCUGUAUCAUUUGUUGCUGAUGAUUUAUUAGUUUUUGUUCUUAAUUUUUUGUUCAUAUUCAUGUAUAAAAAUUUUUUUUCAGAAUUAUUAUUUGAAAUUCAUGGCUACUGUGUUGUUGAUGUUCAUUCAUUACCACUUCAAAGGUUGUACUAUCACUAAACUUUGAAGGUACUAUAUGUCUAUCUCAGGGGCUUUGUUUAGAAAUUGCUGAGGCACACUGAUAGCUAAGCGGUCAGGACAUUUGGCUACCAUUGCAACUGCCAGGGUUUGAGUUUCUGAAAAGACAUUUCUUAACUUAACUUGAUUUUUAAGAGUAUUGCUGGCUCACCUAUCCAGGACGGUCCUUGAUGUGUAUGUUCUGCCUUGUAUCUGUAGUUUUAUGUCUUUCCCAUCUGCAUGCACAACGAUAAACUGUGUGCGGCAAAAAAAAACUUUGAGAAAAUUGAAGGUGAAGUUUUUGCGCCUUGUCUUUAAAAGACAAGGAGAG
Aplysia californica (California sea hare) is the source of this 5770-nucleotide messenger RNA. RefSeq lists its product as uncharacterized. Gene Ontology annotation, biological process: spermatogenesis. NCBI's taxonomy places the organism in Eukaryota, Metazoa, Mollusca, Gastropoda, Aplysiida, Aplysiidae. The record is from RefSeq and is a predicted model, not a curated record. Gene Ontology annotation, molecular function: metal ion binding.